Molecule: messenger RNA, 441 nt
Organism: Penicillium chermesinum
Lineage: Eukaryota; Fungi; Ascomycota; Eurotiomycetes; Eurotiales; Aspergillaceae
Exons: 2
Coding region: 1-441 (146 amino acids)
Source: RefSeq, a predicted model, not a curated record
AUGAAACCCUCGCGCAGAGGGCUUCGCAGGACCGGGCCCCAGACAAUGGGCUGGGAUACAAAGCACGAGUUCCCCCGCAACUGGCCGACCCAGCGCAAGCUCUAUGACGCCUGCGUGCUGCUCUUCUUGGAGUUCUACACUGCGGCCAUCAGCAGCACCGGCCCGUCCGCUGCAGAAGAAGCCAUGUCCGAGUAUGCAAUGAGUAGGGUCGUCAUGCUGACCGGCUUUCAGUUCGCCCUCGGUCGGCGGCAGGCUUAUCUCGUAUCCGCCGCCGCCUAUGGCAUUGCCGGCCUGCUGAUUGGCGUCAUCCCCUCGCCCGCUGGAGUCUUUAUUGGCCGUUUCUUGGCCGGGUACGUCUCGGUUGUGCCUGCUAUUGUGCUCGCAGGGAGCUUUGAGGACCUGUACGCCCAACAGCCGGGGCUCUGGCUCCUUUGGACCUAG